Messenger RNA from Pseudophryne corroboree (corroboree frog), 2275 nucleotides. RefSeq names its product adaptor related protein complex 1 subunit mu 1 (gene AP1M1). Gene Ontology annotation, biological process: vesicle-mediated transport; intracellular protein transport. The record is from RefSeq and is a predicted model, not a curated record. Gene Ontology annotation, molecular function: clathrin-cargo adaptor activity. The transcript has 12 exons. Gene Ontology annotation, cellular component: clathrin-coated vesicle; clathrin adaptor complex. NCBI's taxonomy places the organism in Eukaryota, Metazoa, Chordata, Amphibia, Anura, Myobatrachidae. Bases 246 to 1439 code for a protein of 397 amino acids.
UAGUGACACCCCCGGCCGAUGCUGGCUGCUGUAGGAUGCCCUGUAACCAUCAUGCCAGAUCACAGCUGUUGCACAGGCCGGGAGUGUGUGCAGCACUUUGUCCAGUUAAGGAUAAGCCAUCAUCAUGUGCAAACUGUCGGCCGGUGCAGCGGAUCCUAAUGUGCGCAUAGCAGGCUACAGUACAUACAGCGCGGCAGCUGUGUACAGAUGUACUCAUUUGUCGCAAUUACCGUGGGGAUGUGGACAUGUCUGAAGUCGAGCACUUCAUGCCAAUCUUAAUGGAGAAGGAAGAAGAAGGUGCACUAUCACCAAUACUGGCUCAUGGAGGAGUCCGCUUUAUGUGGAUCAAACACAAUAAUUUAUAUUUGGUUGCAACGUCAAAAAAGAAUGCCUGUGUGUCAUUGGUGUUCUCGUUCCUUUACAAGGUGGUUCAGGUAUUUUCUGAAUACUUCAAAGAAUUAGAGGAAGAAAGCAUCCGUGAUAAUUUUGUCAUUAUAUAUGAGUUGCUAGAUGAAUUAAUGGACUUUGGUUACCCACAAACUACAGACAGCAAAAUCUUGCAAGAGUACAUCACUCAAGAAGGGCACAAGCUAGAAACUGGAGCUCCUCGCCCUCCUGCCACAGUCACCAAUGCUGUAUCUUGGAGAUCGGAGGGGAUUAAAUAUAGGAAGAAUGAAGUUUUUCUAGAUGUAAUUGAGUCUGUCAACCUACUUGUGAGUGCAAAUGGAAACGUCUUGCGCAGUGAGAUAGUAGGCUCCAUCAAAAUGAGGGUGUUUCUCUCUGGAAUGCCAGAACUGCGCCUUGGGUUAAAUGACAAAGUUCUUUUUGAAAAUACAGGACGUGGAAAGAGCAAAUCUGUCGAGCUGGAAGACGUCAAGUUCCAUCAGUGUGUUCGUCUAUCCAGAUUUGAAAAUGACAGGACUAUUUCAUUUAUACCUCCUGACGGGGAGUUUGAGCUCAUGUCUUACCGUUUAAAUAUUCAGGUGAAACCACUUAUAUGGAUUGAAUCUGUAAUAGAGAAACAUUCCCACAGUCGUAUUGAAUACAUGAUCAAGGCCAAAAGUCAGUUCAAACGCAGAUCUACUGCUAACAACGUAGAGAUUCACAUUCCAGUUCCAAAUGAUGCUGACUCCCCCAAGUUCAAGACCACGGUGGGGAGUGUUAAAUGGGUGCCAGAAAAUAGCGAGAUAGUAUGGUCUAUAAAGUCUUUCCCGGGUGGAAAAGAAUACCUAAUGAGAGCACACUUUGGUCUCCCCAGUGUUGAGGCAGAAGAUAAAGAGGGGAAACCACCUAUCAGUGUGAAGUUUGAGAUCCCCUACUUUACCACCUCUGGAAUCCAGGUCCGUUACUUGAAAAUAAUUGAGAAGAGUGGUUACCAGGCUUUGCCAUGGGUGCGGUAUAUAACCCAGAAUGGAGACUAUCAACUUCGAACACAGUAAAGAAGCUGCAGAUGCUCCACAAUUAUAAUAAGUAGAAACUAUAAUUACAUGGAAGAUUGGUUAGUUACAUGCUUUGUGGAACAUGGAAGGAAUGUGUCGAAUAUGGAGGUCACAAGGAAAACUGUAUUCAAGCUGCUGAGCUAAUAUUUGGGAGGGUGGGGUGGGGUUAAUGGGCCAUUUAUGUUACAGAUCUGUUCCAUACACUGUUUGGGUUUGAGAGAUUGAGAGAACUGGCUGGAAAAGCAUUGUUUUGUUGUGUGCGUGGUCAGUCUUUUUGUUUUCCUUGGUGAAUACUCAUUUGUUUAAGAUGUAUCUUGCAAUACACAAGCCAAUGAUAUACUUGCCAUGUGCCUGUAUCAAGUGCCAUUCUCUUGAAUGCAGUUUAAGGUGUAUGUUCCUUUUUAAAGGGCAAAAACAGUGUUUUGCUGCCACAUGCUACCAUGCGAUGACCCCCUUUUGGUUUACUGUUACAAAGAAAAGAAUAAAGUCAUACCUCAGUACAGGCUGUUCUCCCAUCUUUGUAGAAAUGGCGCAAUUUGUGAGUUUUUCAUUAUUUUUAUGUGCUCGAAAUCUUACACACAAAAUUUUUUUCAGAUAUCUUCUACUGUUUAAGCUUAAUAGGUUACAAUACCUACUUUUUAUUUUUAUGAAUUUCUCCAAUGGACUAGGGGACCAGUGCAUUGAGAUCCCUUCUGAAAGAUUGUGGCGUAAGAACUUGUAGAAAAAAUAAAUAAAUGUAGCCUUUUAAAGAAAUGUCAGUUCUGGUACAGAGAUGUUUGGUUGGCAAGGCUAUGUAGUAUGUUGUACUAAGAUGCUGAAUAAAUGAUACGCUAUUA